AUGUUUGGAGCCACGCGCCGAUGGUUUCGCCGCAACCGCACGCCCAUCGCCAUCGGCCUGGGCGUCGUCGGCGCCGGCUACGUCGUCACCCACUAUGUCCUGAACAAGCUCAACGACGCGCGCGAACGCAUGAGCAGCGAUCGCAUCGCCAAGGAGAACUUGCGCCGUCGCUUCGAGCAGAACCAGGAAGACUGCACCUUCACCGUCCUCGCCCUGCUGCCAACUGCCACGACAAACAUCCUCGAGGCCAUGAAUACGGAGAAGAUCACCUACGAAAUCCAGCAGCUCAAGGGCUCCGUGGCCAAGACACGCAACGUCGGCUCCGUGAGCCCCCCCAGCUUGUCCGAGACCAACGCGACCGACGAUGACGGCCGGAGCAUUAUCAGCGUCAGCGUCCAGAGCGAAGCCGGCAUCCACGCGAGCCAAAUCUCGGUGCCGUCCCCGCUGGCCACCGUCGAUGGCGGCCCCCAAGAAGGCGCCCCCGCACAGCCACAGAAAGCCCGCAAGACCAAGAGACAGCUCUGGGACGACCUGACUAUUAGCUCUAUCACAAGAGCGUACACGUUACUCUACACGUUAGGGCUGCUAGCUAUGCUGACGAGGAUACAACUCAACCUCCUGGGCCGGAGAAGCUACCUGUCGAGCGUCGUGUCGCUGGCCACCGGGGGCGCCCAGGCGACCAUCAGCCUCGAGAACAACGACGACGACAGCCCGGAACAGGCCUAUGGCAGCGACUUUGAUGUUAACCGUAAGUACCUGACGUUUAGCUGGUGGCUGUUGAACCGCGGGUGGGUUGAUGUCAUGCAGCGCGUCGAGCAGGCUGUGCGGCAGGUGUUUGGCCAGCUCAGCCCGCGUGACUCGAUCACGCUCAGCACCUUCUCAGAACUCACCAGCGACGUGCGGAGGCUCGUAGAAGGCAGCGUGCCGGGAAGUGCGGCCUCGGGCACCAGGUGGCUGCCCAUCCUGCUUCCCCCGCCCAACAUGGAGGACUUUGUGCUGCGCGAGUCGGGCAUCCUGGACGAGGCCGCGUCUUCGACGUCGUCAGUCUCGCCGCCCGCCUCGCCCUCGUCGGCUGCCUCCCUCCGCCGGCUUCUGGACGAGACGUCGGACCUCGUCGAGUCGCCGACCUUCUCGCAGGUGCUCACGCAAAUCCUAGACCAGGGCUUCUCGAUGCUACUAGACAAGAAGCUAACCGCCGGCGCCUUCGACGCUGCGCCACCGACGACGGGGCCGGCCGCUAGCAUCGACCUCCGCGAGUCGCACAUUAGCCGCGCCGUGCUCUUGCCCAAGAUCCUCAGCGUGCUGGCCCGCCAGGCCCACGUCAUCGGCGACGGCAUGCCCAACGAGUACCUGCAGGCCAUGGAGGCGGUGCGCGACCUCGAGGGCUUCGCCGCCGUCGUGUACUCGAGCAACUGGCAGGCUGAGAUUGCGCGGGACGAGGAAGUCGAGGCCCGCAGCGGCGGCGCAAGCAGACAGAAGCCGGCCUACGGCACGCAGCAAGACUCGGAGGCGCUGCUGCGGCAGAGCCAGACGUCUGUAGGAGCUGAGUCCAGUCUGGUCAUGGUUGACCCGCAAGUUAGUUUCGACAGCGCAUGGGAACGGGCGUUUGAGCAAAAGGGAAGCACAGAAUAG
Messenger RNA from Lasiosphaeria miniovina, 1632 nucleotides. RefSeq names its product peroxin-3. Gene Ontology annotation, cellular component: peroxisomal membrane. Gene Ontology annotation, molecular function: protein-macromolecule adaptor activity. Gene Ontology annotation, biological process: protein import into peroxisome membrane. The record is from RefSeq and is a predicted model, not a curated record. The coding region runs from base 1 to 1632 and encodes 543 amino acids. The transcript has 3 exons. NCBI's taxonomy places the organism in Eukaryota, Fungi, Ascomycota, Sordariomycetes, Sordariales, Lasiosphaeriaceae.